CACAUGCCUUCAAUUUGGGGAGGGAGAGCAGGAGUAAAGUUAUCUAAGUCUUCUGGAAUUUUCCACCCUCACUUCCAAUGUCAGCCCCAGAUGUAGUUAAGCGGCGGAGGGGAGGGGGGCGCCUGAGACGGUGGAGGGCGAACCGGGCCCAGGAAGACCCCCGCGUUCCGGCACCCGGUCCAGCUUGUGCGUGUUUGAGUGGGACUUUUAAUGGGUAAAGAAAGCUGGGGAGACCAGCGGUAGGCGGGGUGCAGAUCACGGGUUCGCCUCCCUCCUCUUCGGUUAAGAGAAAUAAAACACUUAACAGACUCUGUUGGGAGAACGGGGGUCCGUACUGAUGCUGCCCGGGGGGAGAUGGAAUCGAAUUGAGGAUGCCCACCAGCUGAGGUUCCCGGGAUCCUUUCAGUUGCGUUCCGGCAUCUCCAGGAGGACCGAAGCUCCACAGGCUAUGAGUGAUGGCCUCCGAGGCGGCGCAGUCCCGCACCGGCUGGAAGUUGUGCUUGUAGGAGACGGCGCCUCGCCCACCGCUGGAACACACGCGACAUGUACAGUGUGCAGGACCUCCUGAUUUCUCAUGGAUACAAAUUGCCCCAGAACGCCCCCGCGCCCUGCGAGAGGCACCCGACCGAUUGCCACCAUGAAAUCGCGGGGAGCGGGUCUGGUCACGGAACAGUGAACGGGUAUGAGACGGACACGGGGGCCUACGUCCACAGCCGGCAGGCGCCGGCCAAGGGCUACUCCAGCGACAAUGAAUGCAGGGAGAAGAACUGGAGGAGGGAAGCCGCCAGUGGUUACCAAGGUGACACGCAGCCCCUGGGCGAUUCUCUCGCCACAGAUAGCGGGUCUCGCUUCUGUUUGUGCCACUCGGCCUCUGGGACUGGCAGGAAAACAGACUCUGUCCAUCCAGAUAGAUGUUCAUCAGCUAUUGCUUGUUCACGCAUCAUGGUUAUGAAUGUCCACAUCACAUCUUGCAGGUUCUAUGAUGCACCAAAGGGAAUGUUUUCCCAGCCUUGGGAUGGAAAAGAUGUGUCCUACUGGAGAAGGAGGGGCCAGGACUUCAGCAUCUUGCUGGACCAUGCUGAUAGCAAAGAUCCAAGAGGAAGUGAGCUCGCAAAGGCAGGGGGGAUGCAGAGGGCCCCAGAGGAGGACCUUGAGAAGCGGUGGUGGGACGAUGGAACAGAGGACAGAAAGUGCCAGAGUCUGGGGACGGAUGACUGGCAGCCAGCAGCAGUCCUGAACCGCCAGUUCUCUGAUGGCAUCCACCCUAGGCCAAAGGGCAAAUCCCAGUCGCUCCCAAGGGUGCUGUCUCCGGAAAGCUUGCAGUAUGUGGAUGUGCCAGCACUGGGGCAAGGAACCUACGCUGGCCGGAGGAUGAACGGCUUUUCCCAAGGACCUUACAAUCAGUUCCAAACAGAGGCCGGUGGCAGGGACGGUCUGGCAGCCUUCCUACCAAAGCCCAAGUUCAGCAGGCCCCUCAAGCCUCCUUCAUACGAGGCUCACCAGCAGACACGGGGGAGCUCAGAGAUGCUCGCCAUGGACUCGACACCCCAGCCAUUGCUCUCCCCCAGGAGCGGUGGGAGCUGCAGGCUGGACUGUUUUGCACACGAGCCAGCAGGUUCCAGCACGGAGCCUCCAGUUUAUAUACCACCCCCAUCCUAUAAGAGACCCCUGCUGCCUAAAGGAAACCAGAGGAGCUCUUGUGAAGUUUCAUCUAGCUCCAGGUGGAUAGGGGAACCUUUUCAGCAGGUCCCAGUGAGCAGGGAGUCAGGGAAUUGGUCUUCCAGACAGACAGGAAGCUCUUGGCUGGACUAUCAGAAGGACAGGAGCUUUUUGGGCAGGAAACAGGUGCAUCCUGGACAUACAGAGGAGCAUCUUGGUCGCGUUCAGUACAUACCAUUUGAUGAUCCACGUGUGAAACAUAUCUCAGGAGGGCUUAGUGGAAACUCGCUGACAGACCUGGACAGUGCAAGAAGCAUCAACAAAGAGCUUCCCUGCACUACAGUGUUUGAGCAAUCAUCACAAGACAGUGCCUUUGUCCCACCACAGGGACAUCAUGUCAAUAUGGACUCCAGCAAAAGAUCUCAGAGUGAGCACGACAAUGACAGUCAACGGCACAGUGGUUUGCAGAAGGCAAGUGACAACUCCGCAGAAUCUGACCAAAGCUGUAACAAAUUUCAGAAAGACCAACCCUCCACAGCUCUCCAGAGCAGGUCCUCUUUGCAGAGUGCUAGCCUGGACCAGGGAUUCUGUGAGACUGUGACACAAGUAAAAAAAAUUGAGCCAUGCACAGACGCGGAGAACAAGAAAAGCUCAAAAAGGAAGGUCAACGAGACUAUAUUUUGCUUAGUGUCCAUCCCGAUCCACUCCCAGUCCAAUGGGGAGUUAUCGGAUCAGAAGAAUAACGACAAGGUGUCGAACUCACUGGGGGGCUCUGUUGGAAACAGUGGGGGCAGCGUUCGAAACCAAAGUCUCUUAAGCACAUCUUCACUUGACUCAGAGCACCACGUGCCCAGAGGAGGUGUGAUGAGUUUGAGAAGCCGGAAGAAAGCCUCUCAUAGAAAAGAGGUGAUACGUAAGCCACCCCUCAUACUGAAUAAAUGCAGAGCGCUGCAGUACCCCGGUUCCUGGCCUGGGGACCAGUAUCGAGAUCAGGAGACACAGACCAGCUCCCCUGAGCUCUCCCAGGGUCCUCCUCAGGACCUCCCAAACCAGCAAGCACAAGACCAGGGCCACGUUGCCUCUGAUGGCACCACGGACAGUGGCGCAGGCACCGACUGCAGCACUAGAUAUGGGUAUCCAAUGAAGGGCCAGAAAAGCCUAACUCCAUCGAGCAACAGCGCCUUCUCGAAGACACCCACUUUCUCCAACCAGCUUAGCAAGAGCAAAAUCCAACCUCCGCAACCCUCAGGAAACCAAGUGGGAGCCGAAUGUCCUUCAGGCCACAAGGACGAGGCACGACCAGCAGGAAGCAAUGGCCAGGAAGCAUUUGGUCAGUUCCUGCUGAAGCCCGUCAGUCGCCGGCCAUGGGACGCAAUAGAGGAACUUGAGUCUUUCAAUAAGGAGCUGCAGGAGCAAUUUAGCCAGCAGCCCAAUGUCGAUCAGUGCAUCGAGGACCUGGACGAGGCUUAUAAAGAUAUUCUGGAGUUGAGCAUGUCCAGUAGUAAUGUUGAGAACGCCCCAACACAAAUUCCAGAAGAGAGGGGACCGGCAAGCCUGCCAGAGGAGCUGCUCAAGGCGUCCACUGAGAUCAAGCCCACUUUUCAGAGCUGGACACCUGCAACAGAUCCUGAGUAUAGAGAGGUUAGGAGUGCAUUUUCAAAACCUGUUGGCAAGACUGCAAGCCUCAACAGGCAGCUGAGGGAGAAGGUACCAGUGUUGGUGGAGCCUGGCAUCCGAGAACAGGGCGCCAUUGCUCAGCUUACCCCAAGAACCUUUGCUGACAGUAGGGCGCUCAAAUCAGACAUCGCUGUUCCAAAAGAGUCACUGCUAAAGGAUGUGGGCUUAACAGUAUACACCGAAGCCCCAGGAGCCCCAAGGCAACAGGUGAACGAUGCGGCUACGUUGACCAGCCCACCCGGUUAUGAGGACGUGUGUCAGGCUCUGCAGCUGCCAAGGGAAAGAGGUACCUCGGCAGAGUACAAAUUCAGGAGUGUCAGCACAGGCCCUCUGAUGUCAGUAAAGACACUAGGGCAAAAUUUGGCAUGUCGAUCAGAAAGCUCUUUCUCUAAAAUCCCAAUGGAAAGGAAGGCAAAAAAAGGUAACUCAUUGCCAAAGUUCAGUGGAGAAAAGAUUCUGAAUGUCAUUAUGGUCAAAAAGCAAGAUGACAGGUACCACAGCAGAGGAGGUCCACACUGCCUUUUGAAUAAUGAACCAGAGGAGGGUUACGACACGGACGAAACUCACGAUGAUGCCUCGGGUCGUUUCAAUUGGCGGAAGCAGCUGUUAUUAGCCGAAAAGCAUCUGGAGAGCCUGCUGAGCAAGGAAAAGGCCAGCCGCGUGCCAGCGGAGGACCUCAGCAACUUGUACGAGGUGAAAUGCGCAGAGGGGAUCCCUGAGAACGAGUCUAUCGAAGAGAGGGCAGCCAGGAUACUGGGAAUAGACGUGCCCGCCGAGUCUUUAGGCAUGGUGGACCAUAAGACAAGCAGGACCGAGACAGAACAGAAAAAAGCCGCAGAUAACAAAGGUAGCAGUGGGGAAGGCCAAGAAUGUUCCAAUGAAAAGGUGACGCAUGUGAGUAGCGGGUGUGAAGAGGUGAACAAGAAGUCCAUAUUAGUUAAUGGACAGGCAAAGGAGACAGAGGAAGUGAAAGAGGACAGUAUGGAAAAAACCCCUGGUGGGAACAUGGGAAGCCGCGCGGGCCUCAGCCCUGGAGCUUCAGAGUUCCCAGCCCAAAAGCCGCUCCUGUCGGUGUUCACCGGCGGGGAUUUGGCUGGAGAACGAAAGACUAGCGCCACCUCCAGAAUAAUCGAGGUGCUGCAGGGCAAGCUGGCGGUCUCGCCCUGCCGGGCUGUGGUGGAUCGCCUCGCCCGCAUGAAGGAGCUGGAUUCUGUGUCAAGGAUGAGACGUCUCAGCGUCAAGAGCGCAGGCUCGGUGGAGGAGGUCGAAGAGGAAGGGGAAGGGAAAGGGAAGCUCUCCCAGCUAGACCAGUCACAGCUGCGCAAUGGCACUGUGACCAAGAGGGAGAUAACCCUAGCCUCAGAGCCCCAAGGUGAAAAGGCACAGCCUCUCUCAGAUUCCUACGAUCCUACCCAGGUGGAAAGAGUGUAAACUCGGAUCAUCGUCUCCGUUCUGAUAUCAGCUCCGACACUGUGACCAGGCUGCUCACAAUGACGCCUUCAUCUCAUCCCAGUUCCACGGAAAUGGCCUUCUUCUUGACACAAAGCAUUGUUUACACCAUCAUCCGGCGUUGCACUUAACGCUGUUCUACUGCCAAAGGGGCGGGGCCCUUGGGGGGUCCGCUUCUCUCAUGUCUACGUAUCCUUUCCACGAUCCACCUUUUCUCCAAAUGCUUUUCAACGUUAUGCAAUCCUGUAAUGUGCAACAAGCAGCUUCUUUUUGAUAAAUAUUUAGUAGAGAGCGGUCAGUGUUCGUGCAUUCAUGCUUCAGUGAGGGGGUAGCUGUUAAGAUGAGAAUGUAAUAGCUUGUGUAUCGCUAACAAAACAGAAAUGAGAGGAAAAAGAAAAGUAUAGCCUGUUCCGCUACAAUCGACACCAAAUCUACAUAGUUAAGAAGCUAGAGGUUUAUUAGAAGUUUAUAAAAAAAAAAAAAAACAUUUAUUUUUAGCACACCUA
Molecule: messenger RNA, 5291 nt
Organism: Scleropages formosus (Asian bonytongue)
Lineage: Eukaryota; Metazoa; Chordata; Actinopteri; Osteoglossiformes; Osteoglossidae
Product: junctional protein associated with coronary artery disease homolog
Exons: 5
Coding region: 544-4767 (1407 amino acids)
Biological process (GO): positive regulation of blood vessel endothelial cell proliferation involved in sprouting angiogenesis
Cellular component (GO): adherens junction; ruffle membrane
Source: RefSeq, a predicted model, not a curated record